Molecule: messenger RNA, 1479 nt
Organism: Funneliformis geosporum
Lineage: Eukaryota; Fungi; Glomeromycota; Glomeromycetes; Glomerales; Glomeraceae
Source: the annotation of a GenBank genome assembly
CGGCUAAUUCGUUUAUUUUGGCUUCUACUAAACCAUUUAGCACGGUACGAGUUUCUUUAAUCACUUCUUCUUUUUUGCCUUUUUCUAGUUUAUCGCCAAAUUAUGAGCCAAUGACCGUUAAGCGGUUAAAUGAUUUUAUUGCCGCUGAUAAGGAUGUCCAAGCCCUUGAAGAUUUAAACACUCCGAAUGCUCAAUUAUAUGGAACUUAUGAAGAAAAAGGAGGUUAUGAAUUACCCAAAGAUAAAACUACUGCCGAGGAUAAACUUCACAUUUCUCAAAAAGGAGCCUAUUUAUUAGACUUCUUUUAUAAAAAAAGUAAAGAUGCCAAAGGUUAUCCGUUCAAUCCGGACAAAUUAACCGACCCUAAUAUCCAUUUUUUAGAAGAAACUAUUGAAACUAUCGGAGGAGAUAAAGGGAAUGCCGGACAUUUAGCGAUUGGAACCGGAAUUGGCUGUGUUUUUCAUGGAGGAGCCAAAGGAGAAGUGGAAAUGGCAUAUUGUUUAAGAGGAAAACCUACUGAGAGAGCAACCGAAGAAGAAAUUAAAGAGGGAAAACAUGACCCGGAAAUGAAAUCUCUUUAUAAAUCUCAUGGAGCUUACCCGGGCAUGGAACCGGAUAAAAAAGGCUUAUCAAUUAUGUAUUUUGGCAAUUUACUAGGAUUUACCGCUCGCAAUCUUUUUGUCGAAAAAGACACUAUUGUCGUUUUUGAUGAAGCUCACUUUAAUGAUGCCGGUUAUCAAUCCUUACAAUUCGAAAUGAUUAAAGCGGGCUAUAAGUGCUUGCGAAUGUCUGCUACUUUCCCCGGUGCCGAAUUUUCCACCACUUCCUCUUAUCCAAUGAAGCGAGUAUUUAGUGGUAAAUUAGAUCCGAAUAUGCCGGGAGGAUUAAUGAUUUAUCAAAAUGCUGAACAAGUGGAAAAACUGGAAAACUUGCGAGAAGUGCCGGUCAACAAAGAAAGAAUUCAGACUGGUAAUACUUGGAUUUUUGGGAAAAACCUAGAAUUGAGCGAUGAGCAAAUAAAAGCCUUAGGUAAUAAUAUAUCUUACAUGGUUUACACCCCUGAAUUUGACGAAAACUGUGAGGAUAUUUCGCAUGGGAGACCAAAAGGUUCAACUGAUAAUGUCGAUGGUUCCAAAGAAAUGGGUUAUACUCCAGGGAUUGAUACGGUAAUUUGUUUAGGAGCCACCGAAACUACUAAUUUAGGUAAAUACUUUACUUACUCUGAGCCUACUCUUGGAUUUACCCAAAUUUCCAGUUUAGUGCAGCAAAUGGGACGAGUUUCCCGAAUUAAGUAUGGUUUAUCCAUUACCCUAACUAAAGAAUGCGGGGAAAUUGAUUUAAGUGAUAAUGUUUCGGCAGCAAUGGUAAAAGCCACUUUUAACGGAGAUACUAAACAAAUAAACGAAAAAGAAUAUAAGCAAAUUUAUGACAUUGAUAUUUUGCGAGGAGCCUUAUCUUAUCCCGACCCCAAAACUUUCG